AUGAUUAAAGCAAUAGAUAAAGAAUCAGUUAAUAAUAUUUGCAGUGGUCAAGUUAUUUUCGAUUUAUCUAUUGCAGUUAAAGAAUUAAUAGAGAAUAGUAUCGAUGCAGGAGCAACUUCAAUAGAGAUUAGAUUAAAAGAAUAUGGUGAAGAAAUUAUUGAGGUUAUUGAUAAUGGCUCUGGUGUAGAGCCCUCAAAUUUCGAAGCAUUGACAAUGAAACACUAUACAUCAAAACUCGAACAAUUUAGUGACCUUUUAACAGUGGAAACCUUUGGAUUUCGUGGCGAAGCUUUGAGUUCAUUAUGCGCACUAUCAAAUGUUACAGUUAUAACUAGAACUGCAAAUUAUCCAAUGGCACAAAAAUUAGUUUUUGCAACAGAUGGCAAAAUUAUGUCACAAUCACCUAUAGCUAGAGAAGUUGGUACUACUGUUCAAUUAAUUAAUUUAUUUAAAAAGUUGCCUGUUCGUUAUCAAGAAUUUAAAAGAAAUAUUAAAAAGGAAUAUACCAAAUUACAAACCAUCAUUCAAGCAUAUGCUUUAAUUUCUACCGGUAAACGUAUCACUUGUUAUAACCAAGCAGGAAAAGCACAAAGAAACUGUGUAAUAUCAACCAGUGGUGGCAACUCAACCUUACGUGAUAAUAUAGCAUCUAUAUUUGGUUCUAAAAUGAGUCAAUCAUUGGACGAGUUUACUGCAUCCGAUAAUUUGUUUAAAGUUAAUGGUCUAAUAUCAAAAAUUGGUCUAGGAAAUGGUCACGGUCAAUCAAUUGGCUCCCAACCCUCACAAUCAAAUGGUGCAAUUCAAUCAUUAAGCUCCCUAUCUAGAAGUUGUGCAGAUAGACAAUUCUUCUUUAUAAAUGGUAGACCCUUCGAACACUCUAAAUUAGCAAAAGAAAUUAAUACCCUGUAUCAUCAAUUUCAUAAAAGAGGAGCAUACCCUGUUGUAGUUUUUAAUAUCGAGACCCCAACUGACAACUAUGAUGUCAAUGUUACCCCUGACAAAAGAACAAUUUUUAUCCAAAAAGAAUCUCAAUUACUUUUAUUAAUUUCAGAUGGUUUAAAAACAAUGUGGGAAAAAGUUCAAAGUAUUUUUGAUCCAAGUGCGCCAAACUCUUUAACUUUUGAUGAAGACGAAGAUGAAACAAUAAAGAAAAAAAACUUUAGUAUUCAACAAUCAAAAAUUUCUUCAUUUCCAAAUAUAUAUCAAUUAAAAAGUGAAGAGGACGAAGAAAAUAAAAAAAAGAAAAUAAUAAAUGAUAAAAAUAAUAAUACUACAACAACCACAACAACCACUACCAAAAUAACAUCAACAAAAAGUUUAAACAUAAGUAUAAAUUCCGAUGACUCAUUUGAUAUUCAGCCACUAAAAAAACAAAAGCAUAAUAAUAGUACAGAUAGUAAUAAAGAUAUCAGCACAGAUAAUAAGCAGUUACCAAAAACUCCACAUCCAUCAAAGAAAUUAAAUUUAUUGGAUGAAUUUAAUAAUGAUAAUGAUAGUAGUACCAUGGAUGGUGAUGAUUAUACUCAACCAACAGUGUCAAAUAAAAACAAAACGGUACCACAAACAAACUCCCCAUCAUCAAGCCAGAAUACCAUUUUGGAUGAUAACGAGUAUUAUAAUUUAAAGCUAACCAAUUUAAAUAGCUCAACAAGCAACUUUAGUGUUUUGGAUGAUUUUGAGUUUAAAGGUACUUCAAGUAACGAUAAAAAACCAUUUAAAAUUGUAAAUACUAGUCCCAUUAAAAAAAUAAAUAACACUAACGAUAAUAUGAAUAAUAAUAAUACGAACAAUAACAAUAAUAAUAAUAAUGUGAAUAAUAAUAUAAAUAAUAUAAAUAAUAAAAACAACAAUAAUAAAAAUAAAGAAGAUGAAAAUGAAAAUGAUUCUGGAUAUCAACAAAAGAAUUCAAAAACAUUUGAUAUUACUAUUAAAACAGAUAUAGAACAAAUAAAGAAACAAUAUUUAAUUAGAAAUGGAACAUUUGAUGAAGAUAACAAUCCAGUUAUACCAAACACAGCAUUGGUUUUUACAAGUAUAGAUGGUGAUGAUGGUAGCAAUAUAGACCUUACAAAUGAUUUAAGUCCUGGUAGUUGCUGUACAAUUGACCACUCAUUACCACAGCUUGAUGGUAAAUUUUCAAGUAGUCUCGGUGGUAUCGGUGUUAAAGCAACUCAACAACAACAACAAAUUCAACAACAACAACAAGCAGAGCUGGAACUUACGAAAUAUUUUAAAAAAGAAUACUUUAAACAAAUGAUAGUGAUCGGCCAAUUUAAUUUGGGCUUUAUUAUUGCAAAAUUAGGAAAUGAUCUUUUUAUAAUUGAUCAACAUGCAGCAGAUGAAAAAUAUAAUUUCGAAAUGUUAUCAAAAUCUUUAGAAAUUAGUUCACAGCCACUAAUUAAACCUGAUCCACUCUCUGAUUUAACUUGCGAAGAGGAAAUGAUCAUCAUCGAAAAUAUAGAUCUCUUUAAGAAGAAUGGUUUUAAAUUUAUCAUUGACCCCGAAGCUCCACCAAGAAAUAAAAUCCAAUUAUCAGCAUUUCCAAUGAUUCAUGGUCAAACAUUUGGUAUUAAAGACGUUUACGAACUUAUUUAUCUUUUAAAAGAAUCGCCAAUACCAGGUUCAGUUACAAAAAUUCCAAGAUUAAACACUUUAUUAGCCUCAAAAGCAUGCAGAAAAUCGAUUAUGGUCGGGAAUUCACUUUGUCAUAAAGAAAUGAAGGAUGUUUUAAAUAACCUAUCAACAUUAGAUAACCCUUGGUGUUGUCCCCAUGGUAGACCAACCAUGAGACACUUAAUAGAUUUCAAUCAUAGUUUAAAAAAAGUACAACAACAACAACAAAAUAAAAAAGAUAAAGAAAAAGAUAAAUAA
This is a messenger RNA of Dictyostelium purpureum, 2871 nucleotides long. RefSeq lists its product as uncharacterized. Gene Ontology annotation, biological process: mismatch repair. Gene Ontology annotation, cellular component: MutLalpha complex. Bases 1 to 2871 code for a protein of 956 amino acids. Gene Ontology annotation, molecular function: ATP-dependent DNA damage sensor activity; mismatched DNA binding; ATP binding. The transcript has a single exon. The record is from RefSeq and is a predicted model, not a curated record. NCBI's taxonomy places the organism in Eukaryota, Evosea, Eumycetozoa, Dictyosteliales, Dictyosteliaceae.